Messenger RNA from Podarcis raffonei (Aeolian wall lizard), 967 nucleotides. Its product is annotated as probable transmembrane reductase CYB561D1. The coding region runs from base 8 to 868 and encodes 286 amino acids. Gene Ontology annotation, molecular function: transmembrane monodehydroascorbate reductase activity. The record is from RefSeq and is a predicted model, not a curated record. The transcript is spliced from 3 exons. NCBI's taxonomy places the organism in Eukaryota, Metazoa, Chordata, Lepidosauria, Squamata, Lacertidae.
GAAACGGAUGAGCCCAAGUGGUCACGCCGCGCCCACGGUGGCCCUUUCUGCGAUUCCCUUUCAGCUCCCCCCGAGAGGCCCGCCCCGUGGCCUGGGCUCCGCCUCCCUCCCCGACAGGUGUGCGUCGCCACCGGCAGCAAGCCGCACCCUGCCCGCUCCUUUCCCCGCCUGUAACAACAGCCCAAGGCGGAAGCGUUCUGCAAUGUCAGGCGCCCCGGCGAGCGCGGAGCGGCGCGCUCUGCGCUGGCUGCGGCGGGGCUGCGGGGUCCUGGCGCACCUCGCCGCGCUGGGCACCACUGCGCUGCUGCUGCUGCUCUCCAGGCCCGGCACCAGUUUGUUUUCCUGGCACCCUGCGUUCAUGUCAAUAGCAUUCUGCCUGUGCCUGACGGAAGCCAUCCUGAUCUUCUCGCCAGAGGGUCUCCUCUUCUGCUCCUGCUCCCACAAAAUGAAAGUGCAGCUGCACUGGACUGCCCAGACACUGGCCCUUGUGGCUGCCACACUGGGCUUGGCCUUCAUUGUCUCCAGCAAGAACCGGAGUGAGCUUCCACACCUGGUCUCCUGGCACAGUGUUCUGGGACUCCUGACUCUCCUGGCAGCUUGUGGGCAGGUCUUGUGUGGAUUCUGCCUUCGCUUUCCUCGGCUGCUGAGGAUCUCGUCCGUGGGUCGCCUCCGGCUCGUCCACAUGAUGUACGGACUGAUCGUUUAUCUGCUAGCCACCUUCACUGUGGCCCUGGGCAUUUAUUCUGACUGGUUUCAGGCCCAGAUUAAAGGGGUGGCUUGGUACUUCUGCCUGGGGUUGCCUUUCUGUCCUGUGUUGGUUAUUGUGAAACAGAUUACUAGAACUCGUAAGAAGAGACAGUACAUUUGAGUCUUGGAUCCCAUCAGAACCCACUGGAAUCAAUAUCUCAUCCCCAUUGUUUUCUCCUAUCCUUAGUAUUUAUAACAGCUGAAUUUAGCCUUCUGUUGA